CUGUAUCUUAUUUUCUAGUCAAUGCUGGCAUUAUGUGUUGAAGCUGGGAAGAUGAAUGUGAAAAAUGUUCCUCGUCCUGAAGCCAAAAAUGGACAGCUUCUCAUCAAAGUUGCUGCGACCGCUUUAAACAGAGCCGAUCUGCUUCAGAAACAGGGACUUUACCCUGCUCCACCUGGAGAGAGUGAAAUCCUGGGUCUGGAGGCCAGCGGGGUGAUCUCUGACAUCGGCCCUGAGGUCAAAGGGAACUGGACGCUGGGAAGUAAAGUGAUGGCUUUACUCGGAGGUGGAGGUUAUGCAGAAUAUGUGGCUGUUCCAGAAGAGCUGGUCAUGAAAGUCCCAUCACACCUUAGUCUUUAUGAAGCUGCAGCUCUUCCCGAGACCUGGCUGACGGCCCACCAGCUUCUACACUUCAUAGCCAGAGUGAAGCCGAAUGAGACGGUGUUGAUUCAUGCUGGAGCGAGUGGAGUUGGCACUGCUGCUGUUCAAUUGGUCCGCUUGAGUCGCGCCAUUCCUGUAGUAACAACUGGGAGCCCUGAAAAGAUCAGAUUUGCAGAGCAGAUUGGAGCCUCUUUGGGAAUCAAUUACAAAGAGGAGGAUUUCUCUGAGAAAGUGUUGCAGUUCACUAAAGGUAAGGGAGCUGAUGUAAUUCUGGACUGCAUUGGUGGAUCUUAUUGGGAGAAGAACAUUAGUAGCCUUGCAGUUGAUGGACGAUGGGUGCUUUAUGGCAUGAUGGGAGGUAAAACAGCAGACGGAGACCUGCUUGGCAAACUUUUGAGGAAGAGAGGCCAUCUUCUGUGCAGUCUCCUCAGAUCAAGAAGUCUACAGUAUAAAGCAGAGCUGGUCCAGAGUUUCACCGAGCAGGUUUUGCCACACUUCAAGUCAACAGAUUCCCCUUUGCGGCCUGUCAUUGACAGCAUGUUCAGCAUGGAGGACGCUGAAGCGGCUCAUCAACACAUGGAGGCCAACAGAAAUACUGGGAAAAUAAUUAUCAAAAUUGGAGAGCCUUGAUUCUAUUAAUAUCAAAUACAAUCUGCAAUGCUUUUGUUAUAACAUCUAUGAUUUACAGAGAAACAGUAAUGUUUCAUUGGCAAUAAACUAAAUAAUUAUGUUCCCGGUUUAGGUAUUGAAACUACAAAAUGGUAAAUAUAAAAAAGAUUAAAAGACUGGUAUAAAUAUUUUAAAGAAGAUAGUGAGAUGAAAACUUGCAUUUUAGGAUGAAAAAGUUUAUUUAUGUUUGUUUGUUUUAUUAAUUUAUUGUUUACCUGAGUGGAAAGUUGUCUUUGGCUCAACCAACACAGCCAAAUUGUAAUGACAUACAAUAGAAUAAAAUCACAAUCAUGACAAAUGUCAUAAAAAUGUAAUAAAAUAAAAUAGAAAAUCUGUAAAAAUAAAAGAAAUUUGAUUUUAAUAAUAUUUUUAUGACAUUUUUUAUAAUAAAUUGUUUCCCAGUAAUGGGUUGUGGCUGGAAGGCCAUCUGCUGUGUAAAACAUAUGCUGGAUAAGUUGGCGGUUUAUCCUGCUGUGGUGACCAGUGGUGUUGUCCUAAUAAAAAGGUGGUGUACUAUUACCCACCCAA
Molecule: messenger RNA, 1575 nt
Organism: Danio aesculapii
Lineage: Eukaryota; Metazoa; Chordata; Actinopteri; Cypriniformes; Danionidae
Gene: tp53i3
Product: tumor protein p53 inducible protein 3
Exons: 5
Coding region: 22-1008 (328 amino acids)
Molecular function (GO): quinone binding; quinone reductase (NADPH) activity; NADPH binding
Source: RefSeq, a predicted model, not a curated record